Molecule: messenger RNA, 3213 nt
Organism: Lingula anatina
Lineage: Eukaryota; Metazoa; Brachiopoda; Lingulata; Lingulida; Lingulidae
Source: RefSeq, a predicted model, not a curated record
CUGCCAAGCUGACAGUAAUCUAGUGAGACUCCCCACAGGGAUAGAUCGAUCUAAAAAUCUAUGGAAAUGGGUUGUUAGUUUCUAUAUUUAGAGCAGCACAGGCUAUAAAAGGGUGGUCUUGCAUUAUUUCAAACACAGAAAUGGCUAAUCAGCAAUUUCUUGUAGAUUUGAGUGAUAAAUUACAUGCAAGAUUACAUAACACACAGGAAAGAUACUGUUGGCUGUGGACUGGGGGCACCAGUUGUUCCAGUGGGGUUCGUUAUGGGAUGAUGAGGGUUACAUUUCCUGGGGCCAGACACUCCGUUACUGUUGGAGUGCACAGGGUGGCAUUUAUGCUGAAGGAGAGGAUUUUAAACAUACCGAGAGGGAUAGAAGUAUCUCAACUGUGUGGAGUCACUCUGUGCUGUAACCAUCUCACAGCAGAGCCUCACGGAAUCAACAAUAACAGAUUACAUUGUCGUAAUGUGGGCAGGUGCCUCUGACACAGACAGAGGUCAAAUUGUAUAUUUAAGGACUGAAGAAGUUGGCACAAUACCAACAGAGGCCAUCUUACUCGAAGUGGAUUGCUUAAGUCCAUUCUUCCCUGCCUUUACGGUACGACAUGGUGGUAAGAGAGUGACUACUGAGACAGGAGCCAGGGACAGGGCAUUUUAUAGCAUCAGCUGCCCAUUGUCUCUCCCAGGUGUGCAAGAAAGCAGGGUACAUGACAACAAAAGGUGUGAACAGUGAUCGGAAGUGGAAGUCCCUGUAAACAGCAAACUGCAUGGCCCCAGUGCAGGGGGGGGUGUACCCAGCCUAGCAGUGCAAUGUUGGCUAAAGUGGCCCAUACAGCAACCACAUUUUCAAUUUGACAGGGCUCAGUCACCAAGAGACCGUUCUCAGUCAUAUUGGGCGGAGCAGUUGGCAGUGUAUUAAGGUUUUAAUUUUUGGUGUCAGAAGGACCAGGCACAGGUGCGGUGCAGUGCAGUCGUGAGACCUUUGGCGGAGGGGUUACUGACUGUGAUUGGUGCAGUGGUUUGUUUACAAAAAGAGGGGUGCACAUGUUCAAGUGAUGCCGAUGUAAGGUGUAUCAAACUGAUCCAGGAAGAAAUGAAGUAAUUGAUCCAGAUGGUCUGGGAAAAGCGAGCUGUGGAUCUCCCAGCUCAGUCCACUGUUUUCAGUGAACAGUGCACAAAAUCUUUGGUAGGACUACCUACCCUUUUCUGUGAAAGUUCAAUUUACGCACUCACUGGUGGAAGUGCUGAAAAAUACCGAUUAGCUGGCUAUUCAAUGUUCAAGGCAGGCAAGGUACAGAACCUUUUAGUCAAGGCUGCCGCUGAAUUUUCCCUGCGUGCAAUUGUAGGAGCCUGUCUCAGCAAAGACAGAUAUAAAGUAAAGGUGGACCUGUCAUCCGAUGGGCAAGUGGUUGCCUCAUAUUGCACAUGUAAAGCUGGUGCAAAAGUUUGUGAAGCAUGUUCCUGGGAAGGAGCCCGGAAAUGAAGAAAUCCAGAAAAGGAGGAGCAAUUAUGAUGUUUUGCCCCCAUGUAGAUGCACCCUGCAACCAAGAGUAGAUGCUCUGGUCAACAACAUGCCAGCAAACUCACACAGGAGAUCACUGUUGCUUAUGCUGUGGUGCAGUAAUAAACCACAAGAAAGUACCUGUAAUGCCUUGCGAGUCCCACCUGUCAAAACCGCCAAGUCACAUGUUUUACAAGAAAGAAAUGCUCAGCCAGAGGUGCCUGAUACCAUGGACUUGGAAGGAGAAGAGUUUGGGGUGAUUCGGGAGAAAUAUAUUACAUCAGUCACUAUCAACCCUGAUGAAAUUGAGCAGAUUGAGAAGGAGACAAGAGAUGAAGCAAACAGCGAGAAUUGGUUCAGUCAAAGAAAAGGAAGAAUAACAGCUUCCAAUGCAGGUCACAUUGUUCGCAUGAAGAAUGACCCCCCCCCCCUCCCAGACAACUUGUUAAGGAAGAUGCUGCAGUAUGAUGCACCAGUGUCUUGUCCUGCCAUGAGACAUGGAAUUGAACAUGAAGAAGUUGCCAAUAAUUGCUACAGGAUGUUGAAAGAAGUCACAGGGUCUCCAGUCAGUGUGGACAAGGCAGGGUUGGUGAUUCACCCACACCACCAUUUUCUGGGUGCUUCUGUAGAUGGGAUGGUGACUGACAACAGCUUCAACCCCCCACAAGGAGUAUUGGAAGUCAAAUGCCCCUUUUCCCCCCAAGAUCAGACCCUUCAGGGGCUAGUGGCUGCCCGGAAAGACUUUUGUCUUGUCCCCGGAGCAGAGGAAGUGCCAUGCUAUGCAGUGCAUGAGGACGAGGCGGCUAUGGAAAUUUCUCGGAAAACUUGCAAGCUUAAGCUUAAUGAAAAACACAUUUAUUACUGUCAAGUCCAGAUGCAGUUACCAACAGACAGUGGUGCGAUUUUGUAGUCUUUUUAACAUCAGGAAAGAGGGAAGGGUGCCUGUCUGCUGAGGUAUUUUUCCAGAGAGUGCACUUCAAUAGUGUCUUGUGGCAGACUACAAUUUUACCCAAGAUAACAAAUUUCUACAGGAAUGCUCUUGUUCCAGAGAUUUUGAGUCAACAGGUGUUUAGAGGCAAGAGAUUGUACAUACAUUCAAAUCAUUAUAAGUACAGGUCAAAGUGUUAGACAUUGAGAAAUUAUGAGCUGAAGUGUUACAACUUUGGUUGAUUUGUUUUCUUUAAUGGAAACCUUUAUUUAUUUAUUUAUUUAUUUAUUUUUUUUAUUAUUAUUAUUUUUUUGUUUAACAUGUGGUAAUAUUCUCUGUAUUGAAAGCAUUUAAUUUAUAAUGGCAAUUUUUGGUACUGAGCAUUUUGGUACUGAGCAUUUUUAGUAAAUGUAUAACUGUGAUGAUAUUUGAGAGAUUUUAUUAUUCAACACAUGUAUUACUUAUUAUAUACAAGUACUUAGUUGGAUGAGAUAUAUUCUCCAUUUUAGUAUUCAACACAUUGUAUUACUUAUUACAUACAUACAUGUACAUGGUUGGAUGAGAUUUAUUAUCCAUUUGGUGUUUUUACCAUAUUUAUGUGUAGUUAACACAAUAUGUGAUGUGCCUUUUAUUGUAGCUUGGUGCUGUAUCAUUAAGAUUAAGCCUCCAAAGAAAUUGUGAUGGUGCUUCUUAAGUUAACAUUCUAGAAAGUAUUUCCUUCCAAACAAGUUUUGUUACUGUGAUUAAAGUUAUCUGUGAUGGAACAUUUUUACUUUCCAAAUAAAUUU